UCUCGAAUAGCACCGCGAGAUCUGUCGAAACCAUUGUUGCUGGGUUUUUUGUUUGUUUGUUUGUUUGUUUUUUGGUUUUUUACUAUUCCCUCUCCGCGAAGAGGGGAGAAGAAAGAGAGAGAGAAAAAAAAAAAAGGAAUCACUUGAAUUGAAUUCCACGAAAAUGAAGGACCUUUUCCUGUGAAGACUAAAAGUUUUACGCGUAACUUCCUGCUCAGAAAUGUACGCAAAUCAGAAGCUCCGAGCCCAACACACAAGACAGAAACUGUUUUUAUGACUCUACCUCAGUAAUAUCAUAGCAUCACUUCUCCAAAGAGCUAUACUGAAGAAACAAGGGAAACAAGACUUAAAGAGACCACAGAGUUACUUUUAAGAUGAUGUAGGAUUGCUUCAAAGGCAAAGGUCGUGCGGCAAUUAGUUCAUUGAAAACUCAGUUGCUGUCCCAGCGGUCAGACAGAGAGUGCUCUAGUCUAGGCUUCUUUUCUGCUAUUAAGAUCUUCUAUAGAGAGCUGCAACAAUGCCCAAAAGAAAGGCUGCAGGUCAAAGUGAUGUGAAGCAAGAGCCAAAGAGAAGAUCAGCCAGAUUGUCUGCUAUGCCUGUGCCCAUUAUACCAGAGUUGAAACCCAAAAGAUCAUCAACUUCAAGGAAAAUUACCGAAAAUGAUAUGAUGGGAAAAAACACAGAUACAAAUGCCAAAGCAGUUGUUGAAGACAAACAAGAUGAAGUUGUUGAAGAAAAGAAAAAUGAAAAUGCUGAAAAUGGAGAAGCCAAAAUUAUAGAGGUACCAGUUCCUGCAAAAGACCUUGGGGAAAUAAAAGAAGAAAAUAUCAAAGAAGACGAAGAAGAGAAAGAAACAGUGGCAGCAGAAGGAAAAAAAGAUGAAAAAGAUCCAAAAGAUGAAGAUCAAAAUAAAGAAGAAAAAGGAGAAGAUGGAAAAGAAGACCAAGAUGAAAAAGAGAAAGAACAAGAUAGAAAUGAGGACAAAGAUACAAAUGAGAAAGGAGAAGAUGGAACAAAGGAAGACCAAAAAGAACAAGAGGGUGAAGAGCAAGAGGGUGAAGAAGGAAAAGGGAAAAAAGAAGAUGGAAAGGAGGACAAAGAUGGAAUAAGCAAAGGAGAUGAUAGAGAGGGGGAAGACAGAAAAGAGAAAGGAGAUGGAAAAGAUGAUGAAGAUGGUGAAAAGGAAGAAGAUAGACAAGAAAAAGAUGAUAAAGAGAAAGAUGAAACAGAGGAGGAAGAUGGAAAAGGCAAAGAAGAUGAAGAAGAGGAGGAAGAUAGAAAUGAAGAUGAAGGUAAAAAUGAGGAAGAAAAUGGAAAGGACAGUGAAGAAGAUGGAAAAGAUGAG
Molecule: messenger RNA, 1345 nt
Organism: Ictidomys tridecemlineatus (thirteen-lined ground squirrel)
Lineage: Eukaryota; Metazoa; Chordata; Mammalia; Rodentia; Sciuridae
Gene: Hmgn5
Product: high mobility group nucleosome binding domain 5
Biological process (GO): chromatin organization
Cellular component (GO): chromatin; nucleus
Molecular function (GO): nucleosomal DNA binding
Source: RefSeq, a predicted model, not a curated record